AUGGGUAAGGUAAAGGAUGUUGAUGAAGAUGCAUACAAGUGGAUACUUGAGAAUGAACCUAACCAAUGGUCAAGGCAUGCCUUUGACCCUAGAACCUUUGUACCCACAAUGACUGCAGCAUCUUUAGCAGCUCGGAUUGUAGCAUCUUCAAUGCCUACUUCAACUCAAAUGUCUAGGGUAUCAUUAGCUUCAAGUUCAAGAGGCACAGGCGAGAUUGGUCAGCUGGUGAAUAGUUUGAUGAACGAAACUAAGAAUGAGGCUGUAAACACUUCUAAAAUGUUUGCAACCAGAAAGGUUAAUUUGACAGGGUCUCAGACACUGUAUGGUCUAGUGCAGUGCACACAGGACUUGUCAAUUAUUGAUUGCUAUAGAUGUCUUCAAGAAGCUAUGGCAAGGCCCAGGCCUACUCUCAAAUGGCCUGGGUCCGCCCUUGGUGAUAUUAAGGCAAUAAAAAGGAGAGGAAGAAAAACACUAUGGAUUGCAAUUGGCGCGACAGGAUCAGCAAUUAUAGUAGUACUGCUGCUUGGCUCUUUCCUUCUGUGGAGAAGAAACAAAAGACACAAAGAGGAGAAAUCAACCAGUGAUCAUGAAGUUCAAUUACUUCGCUUGGGAGAGGGCAGAGUUGGAGGUGAUUAUUCAUAUGAUAUGAUAUUACAAGGAGAACAGUUGGAAUCUCAAGAGUUCCCUCUGUUUUCGUUUGGCAUCAUACUUGAGGCCACAGAGAAUUUUUCUGAUGAAAAUAAGCUCGGAGAAGGUGGGUUCGGCCCUGUUUACAAGGUAAAAUUAAUAUCAAUUUGGAGUGAGGCCCACCUCAAAUUUUCAAGAACUUAUGGGCAAGGGAUAAAGGAGUUAAAAAAUGAAGUUACUUUAAUUUCCAAAUUACAACAAAAAAAUCUUGUGACACUUUUGGGUUGCUGCUUAGAGGGGAAUGAGUCGAUGCUUAUCUAUGAAUAUAUGCCUAACAAAAGCCUUGAUUCCCUCCUCUUUGUUUCGUAUCUCAAAAUUUCUAUGGAUUGGAAAAGUCGUAGGAGUAUCAUUAAUGGAAUUGCACGAAGUCUAUUAUAUUUGCACAAGAAUUCUUCACUUAGAGCUAUUCAUCGAGAUCUUAAAGCUAGUAAUGUUUUGUUAGAUUUUGAGAUGAACCUUAGAAUAUCAGACUUUGGAAUGGCCAGAAUAUUUGGUGGAAAUCAAAAUGAGCUAAUUCUACUCGAGAUUGUAAGCGGGAAAAAGAAAAGUGGAUUUUAUCUUUCGAAACAUGGUCAAAACCUCCUUAUGUAUGCAUGGAAACUGUGGUGCGAAGAACAUGCAUUAGAGCUGAUGGAUCCAGUUUUGGUGGAAUCGUGUGUUCCGGUUGAACUAUUGAAAUAUAUACAUAUUGGAUUGUUGUGCGUUCAAGAAGAUCCAACAAACAGGCCUAUCAUGUCAUCUCUAGGAGUUAUGUUGGGCAGUGAUACAAUUACACUUCCUAAACCAUCUGAACCUGCAUUUUCCGUUGGUAGAGUUGUGAAUUUAGCUCAAUCUUCAUCAGAUAUUAAAGUUUCCUCCACUAAUGAGGUAACUCUUUCAAGUGUUUCACCUUGGUGA
Molecule: messenger RNA, 1584 nt
Organism: Pistacia vera
Lineage: Eukaryota; Viridiplantae; Streptophyta; Magnoliopsida; Sapindales; Anacardiaceae
Product: cysteine-rich receptor-like protein kinase 10
Biological process (GO): protein phosphorylation
Molecular function (GO): protein kinase activity; ATP binding
Source: RefSeq, a predicted model, not a curated record